This is a messenger RNA of Periophthalmus magnuspinnatus, 7008 nucleotides long. Its product is annotated as ras/Rap GTPase-activating protein SynGAP-like. The coding region runs from base 1 to 3810 and encodes 1269 amino acids. NCBI's taxonomy places the organism in Eukaryota, Metazoa, Chordata, Actinopteri, Gobiiformes, Gobiidae. Gene Ontology annotation, biological process: regulation of GTPase activity. The transcript is spliced from 19 exons. The record is from RefSeq and is a predicted model, not a curated record.
AUGGACACUUCUUCAAAGGCGUGGCUGCCCCAUCAGGCUCAGUUUGGGUUGGUUGGUCAAGCGGAGGUUUGCUGUGGUCCUCCAGGAGUGUUAACCCCAAACCAAUCUCGCAGGGCAAGUUUUGCCUCUGUAAGACAGUCAAGCAUGGAGACACCUCCCAACACCAACCCACAGCCCUUCAGGCAGCCGAGCUUCCUAAACCGGAGGCUAAAGGGCUCCAUCAAGAGGGCCAAGAGUCAGCCUAAAUUGGACCGCACCAGCAGCUUCAAGCAAAUGAUUCUACCACGAUUUCGGAGCGCUGACCAAGAAAGGACGCGCUUGAUGCAGAGCUUCAAAGAGUCGCACUCCCAUGAGUCCCUGCUCUCCCCCAGCACCGCUGCAGAGGCCCUGGACCUGGUUCUGGAUGAAGACGCUGUCAUCAAGCCGGUCCAUUCAAGCAUUUUGGGGCAAGAGUAUUGCUUUGAGGUGACAACCAAUUCAGGGACGAAAUGUUUUGCCUGCCGCUCUGCUUCAGAACGAGACAAAUGGAUUGAAAAUUUGCAGCGAGCCGUCAAACCCAACAAGGACAACAGCAGACGGGUGGACAAUGUGCUCAAACUAUGGAUAAUUGAAGCUCGGGAUCUGCCUGCUAAGAAACGCUACUAUUGUGAGUUAUGUUUGGAUGACAUGUUGUAUGCCCGCACCACCAGCAAGCCCCGCACCGACACUGUAUUCUGGGGCGAGCAUUUUGAGUUCAACAACCUGCCCACCAUCCGUAGCCUUCGACUGCACCUAUACAAGGAGACAGACAAGAAAAGACGCAAGGAGAAAAGCACAUACAUUGGCCUGGUCAGCAUCCCCAUCUCCAGCAUCACAGGUCGUCAGUUUGUAGAGCAGUGGUAUCCGGUGAUCCAGUCCAGUGUUCUGGCCAAAAGCGGUGGAGUAGGAAGUGCCAAAGUCAUCAACGCCUCUCUCCGCAUCAAAUCCCGUUACCAGACCAUGAACAUCCUGCCCAUGGAGCUGUACAAGGAAUUUGCCGAGUACAUCACCAAUAACUACCGUACACUGUGUGCCGUCCUGGAGCCACUGCUGAGCGUCAAGAGCAAAGAAGAGGUGGCUUUUGCCCUGGUGCACAUCCUUCAAAGCACAGGCAAAACAAAGGAGUUCCUGUCUGACAUGGCCAUGUGUGAAGUCGAUCGAUUCAUGGACCGGGAGCAUCUGAUCUUCAGAGAAAACACACUCGCGACGAAGGCUGUGGAAGAGUACCUCAAACUGAUAGGUCAUAGAUACCUCAAGGAAGCUAUAGGUGACUUCAUUCGCGCCUUAUACGAGUCUGAGGAGAACUGUGAGGUGGACCCUAUGCGUGUCCCUCCAUCCGUCCUGGCAGACCACCAAGCAAACCUGCGCAUGUGCUGUGAGCUGCUCCUCUGCAAAAUCAUCAACUCGCUCUGCAUUUUUCCUCGGGAGUUGAAAGAAGUGUUUGCGUCUUGGAGAGCCAGAUGUGCAGAGCGUGGAAGGGAGGAUCUUGCUGACAGCCUCAUCAGUUCCUCCCUGUUCCUCCGCUUCAUGUGUCCCGCCAUCAUGUCCCCCUCGCUCUUCAAUCUGAUGCAGGAGUACCCCGCCGAGCGCACGUCCCGCACACUCACCCUCAUCGCCAAAGUCAUACAGAAUCUGGCCAGCUUCAGCAAGUUUGGUCCCAAAGAGGAGUACAUGUAUUUCAUGAAUGAGUUCCUGGAGAUGGAGUGGGGCUCUAUGCAGCAGUUUCUGUACGAGAUCUCAAACCUGGACACUGGCGGAAAUGCAGGGGGCUUCGAGGGCUACAUCGACCUGGGACGAGAGCUGUCCAUGCUCCACAGUUUACUCUGGGAGGUCAUGGGGCAGCUCAGCAAGGAUGCUAUUCUUAAACUUGGGCCCUUACCUCGGCUGCUGAAUGACAUAAGCGUUGCCCUGAGGAACCCGCAGCUCCACAUGCCGACCAAUCACCAACCAGAAAGACCUAAGGACCGCCUCUUCUCCAGACCAUCAUUCAACCGCCUCAUGUCGUCCGACUUCCAAAGCCUUAUGAUGAGAGAUCUCAACAGUUCAAUAGACAUCUCUCGUUUACCCUCUCCCACGGGAGGAGUUUCAGCGGUGGAAUCCCUGUCCAAUAACCUGAACAUGAGGCGCCACGCUGAACGGGACCUGCGCUCGUCUCGGGAGGUGUUCUAUGUCACCCGCCCCCCUCUCGCCCGCUCCAGCCCCGCCUACUGCACCAGCAGCUCAGACAUCACUGAACCAGACCCUAAGGUUCACAGUGUGAACAAGAGCGUGUCUAUGAUGGAUCUGCAGGACUCUCGCAUGAACAGCAUCUCAAACCUAAAUUCUGUGGGCGACAUGCUCACCUCCUCCCAAGCCUCUAUCGCUGGCCUGGGUCACAGCUUUGGGAACCUCGGUGCCCCCCUGAGGAUGGGAGGUCACCUGGGCGGGGGCUCGGCCGGCUCAGCUCUGCGGCUGAGCCAGAUGGGACACAUAGGGGGUCCCACCGAGUCCCUGUCCCAGCAGCAGCAGCAGGCCGCAGCAGCCAUGAACUUCCCCCUGUCUUUCCAAAACCCUCUGUUCCAUCUGGCGGCUCAGAAUUCACCCGCUCAGUCCCAGGCCCCACCCCCCCUACUCCUCGCCCCAGAGGCGGAGAACGGUCACCACGACUACGCACCGAAUUUUGGCAAUAGCGCCUUCUCCCGCAGUGAGGACCUGUCGGCACUGCGCUCCCAGAACAGUCUGGUGCAGCCGAGCAUCGUGCACUCACACAGCUACAGCGAUGACUUCACUCGGCAGAAUCAGAGCAACGACUAUGGCUGGCACCAGCUGUCACUGCAGGUGCAGGAGUCUCUACAGCAGCAGCAUUUGAUGGGUGUCACCGCACAGACCGCUACAGGCACAGGCACCCCUGCCUCUUUAGCCACGCCCCCCACCACAGUGCACCCGGUUCGACAGUCCUCCCUCGCUCAGCACCUCAAAUCUCAACGCUCCAUCAACAACCCAGCCACAGCCACGCCCCCCAAGACACGCCCCCAGAGCCGAAACAUUCUCCUGGACUCCAGCGAGCCUAGCUUCAGCGGCAGUGGGCCCAGGACGCGCCACAACCAGGUACCGUCCCAACAAACUCAACCGCAACCUCCGCCUCCUCAACUGCAGCAGGACGGGCAGGUCACGGUCACAGAUAGCCCCGCCCCUGGACUCCCCUAUCAGAACAGCUCCGCCAAAGAGCCCCAGGGACCACCAGCUGCUGCAGAGGAGUCUACUGACACCCCCACUAAAAGCACCAAGAAGUCUCAGCCGGCCCAACUGCAACCUCCACAACCGCAUCUGCUCAAACCUGUCUCAAAUAAACAGUCUAAUUUGACGACCAUGAAUGAGCGUACGGUGGCCUGGGUGUCCAAUAUGCCUCACCUGUCUGCGGAUAUUGAGAGCCUGAGGCCGGACCGAGAGGGGCAGCUGAAAGAGUACUCCAAAAGUAUGGAUGAAUCCAGGCUAGACCGGGUAAAAGAAUAUGAAGAGGAAAUCCACUCAUUGAAGGAGCGUCUGAAGAUGUCCCACCGAAAGCUUGAGGAGUAUGAGCAGCGGCUGUUAUCCCAAGAGCAGCAGACCAACAAGAUCCUGCAGCAGUACCAGAACAGACUGGAGGACAGCGAGAGACGCCUCAAACAGCAACAGCUCGAGAAGGACUCACAAAUCAAAGGCAUCAUCAACAGACUCAUGGCUGUGGAGGAUGAGCUGAGAGUGGGUGCCAUUCCUGAUAUUAAGCCUCGAAUCCUCACAGACCAGUCUAUCAGCCAGGGCUAUGGAUCCUGACUGCCAGAGUACAUGAUGGUCACCCGCGUGUAAAGAACUCCAGCUCUGCAGUGGAUCCAGGGGGUCUCCCGAAGGCUUCAUCUCAUCACAUCCUUCAGAGACUUUGCACAUUUCCAAAAAUUUGCCUGUACCACAACGUGACAAUCACUUUAGUGCGAGGACCAAUGAGAGUUCACUCAAAUAAAAGCCAAUGCCACUGUAAGCAAUGGCAAUACCUAAAGAUGUUUAUUUGUGUAACAUAAGGGUAACAAGAGCAUGGCCAUUUUGUGUUUUCAUCCAACAAAUAAGUAUUUAAGCACACUGCACCACAUGGUGACUACUGUGACAUGCAACAAGCAUGUUGUUAUUCAUUAUAGAGCCAUCAAUUAAUACAAGGACAGGUGGUAACAUUUCAGUAUAGUUUUGUUUUUAAAGGCCAUAUUAUUGAUGUCAUAUACAAAACAUGCAUGUGCAUAUUUUGACAUGCAUGGAAACAUUUUAAAAUUCACCAAACAAAAAAGUUUUUUUUUUUUGUUUUUUUUUUGGUCAGUUAAAGAGAUUUAUAGCUCACAGAGCGUUAUCUACAAUUUAUUGUAAUUUGUACCAGAUUUACACCUGAAAAGUUUAGCUUAACUAUUUUUGACAAAUGCAUUGGUUUUCUCUAAAAAAAAAGUAGCUUAGUCCAGAUUGUUGCUAAGCUGGCCACAUCAGAUAUUUUUGUGGAAACACAAAUUAUAUAAAGACAUCAUAGCAUGAAACAAUCUAUUAUUGUAAUCUAAUUAUUACAAAAAAAAAUAUGAAUACAGGGUAUAAUGGACACCUCUGGUGUUGUACCAAUCAGGGUAGAGAGAGUUGAAUGUCUAAAGUGAGACGCCUGGAACAAUUUGCAGAGCAACAAGACCGGAGUGUUUUUACAUGUAGACAAAUCCAAAACUAGUUUUGGUGACCAUCAUUGAAGCCAUUGUACCAUCUAUUUUUUUGGCUAAGGAUUUUUGUUUUGACAAUUCAUUGGAGCCAUUUUAGUUCUUUUUAAUGGCUGUGAGUACUGAAAUCUGAAUCAGCAGAAUGAAAUCAUGAUAGAGAUUGGGAAAUGCUCAUCUCUAGUGACACUCAUGGAUAGGUGCUGCAUGUGCAUACUAUUACAGCGAUAAUGUGGUUCUUUUACUGGAACGCACCUUUUCUACCAUGCUGACUAUUUGUCAGAAGUGACAUUUUUCCAUUCUUGGUAUGAACGGAGACACAGUGACAGACUUACCAAACCAAGGAAAGAAAACCGCAGGAGUAUUCAAACAUGUAGUAUAUAUGUGUAUAGGAUAUGACUGCCUUACAGUCUGUGCCACUUGGCCUGAAAUAACAAUGCCAAUACAACAUGUAAAAUUUGUACAUUAAGCGUCUUUUGUAGUCAGGUGAUGAAAUAAAAAGCAGUGUGUUUAUGUUCAAAUCAUUUAUUACAAAUUUCAUGGUUAAUAUAAUUUAUUUUAACCUCUUUGCCUUUAAAAAGAUCAAUUUAUUUAAAAAUAGAUAUCAAUGUUUACCACAAAUGUAUAAAAUACCUUCAUGUAUAUCUAUUCUUAUAUGUAAAUGUAUUCAUAUCAAAGGGUAGGCCUUCUGGCAUGUUGUGUGAUACUGAAUAUUUACCACUCUUAAUGCUGCAAUCCAGAAACUACAGUGCUAUGAAGUGACUGCAUUCAUGGGAUGAGAAAUUACUUUAUUUAAUACAUAGCACAUUUCAGUUCAAAAGCAUAAUCUCAAAUGUCCCACCAACUGUAAGUGUAACCAAAACAGUGCUUUGAACACUGGGUUGCAGUUUUAAGCACUACCGUUUCAGUGUUUAUUUGGCCUGCAUUGCAAUACAGUAUUUUAAAAUUUAUUAUUGUAUUUUUGUUUUAUGAGAGGCUGCAAUUUAUAAUCUUUAAAAUAGAAAUAUAUACAUCCACAUACUCAAAGGGAUUUACUUAUACAAGCUCUAGUGAUACAGUGUCCCAUACACAUAUUAUAGAACAAAUUGGGAGAAUAGCCGCCAUAUUGGGAAGGUCAGAUAAAACAAUAUAGACUAUAUAGUUACAUUAGUGACAAAAUGUAAAAUGAAAAACCUGAAUGUUUGCUUGCCUCUUGUAGCUUAAGUCAGUAUUGGCCUUUUCUCGCAAUGGCAUAGAACACGAUACUAUUCAUACACAUAUCAAUCAUACUGUACUUUUAAAUUGACAUUUCAAAAUACUCUUUAUAUGAUAUUCUUGACCUCACCAAAAUGGUGGCUAUGCAAACAUUGGAGAUCUUAGCGGUGUCCUACCUCUGAAUUACAAAUGUUUAUCACUAAAGCUUGAACAACAUCUAUUUAUUUUUAGUAGAAACAGAGGCAGUACUAUUAUGAGAAUUUUAUUUAUUCACAACUUUCCUGAUACAUUAGAUGUUUGCUAUUUUAAAGAUCACAAGACCAUUUAAAGUGUGUCCUGUUUACUCUAGUAUAUAAGUGCCAUUACUGUACAUUCAUAUUCAGACUCAAAUGUAUUUGUUAGAUGCUUAGAUGCUAGUAGAAACACUAAAAUAUUUUAGCUUUUCUUUAUACUUUAAAACCCAAAAGCACAAAAAUAUAACAACACAAUACUAGCAAUGCGACAACGUACUUAUAGAAAUAGAUGAUUUUAAACACAAAAUUGACAAAUAUUAAUAUUAAAAUAGAUGACUAUUUAUUGAGUGUAAUGAAGUAUAUACAGUCUAAAUCCUUAUUAUUCAUCUAUGGACCUAAUAAUGGAAUAUUAUAUCUUGUAUACUGAACUGAUACUUAUGAAAUCACAUUCAUGUUUAUACAAUAGAUGUUUAGCAUUUGGGGAUGAAUCUACUAUUUUGUUCCUGGCAGCUAUUAUUCUGCACAUUUGAUCAACUGUGUCUCAAUUGAACUUGGUGAGGUUUCUGACUUGAAUUGGGCCUACUGGAUGUAAUACUUUAUUUUUUACUGGACAUUUCAGUUGAAAUAAGCCAUGCCCCAUGGAUAAGCCAUACCCUCAGCCCCCAGUGUUGUAAGGUGGAUGUGUAAUGUUGGUAAUUUGAUUUAUAAUGGUACUUAUUGUAGGUAUGAUUGCGCUUGUAAUUAUAUUUAUGAUUACUAUUAUUAGUGUACUUGAUUGAUAUGAUUUUGUUUUGAACAAAGGGAAUGUAUUCAUUUUUCAGGUGAUUCUGAGUGAUUUAAAUAGAGAAAUAAAUUCUACAAUUAUAAACAGU